AUGGCAGGAUCUGCACCAGAAGGCACCCAGUUUGAUGCACGUCAGUUCGACCAAAAGUUGAAUGAAGUACUUGAGGGACAAGAUGAGUUCUUCACCUCUUAUGAUGAGGUUCACGAGAGCUUUGACGCUAUGGGUCUGCAAGAGAACCUUCUCAGGGGUAUUUAUGCUUAUGGUUUUGAGAAGCCUUCUGCUAUUCAGCAAAGAGGGAUCGUUCCCUUCUGCAAGGGUCUCGAUGUGAUCCAACAGGCUCAGUCCGGUACUGGGAAAACCGCAACUUUCUGCUCUGGCGUCUUGCAGCAGCUAGACAUCAGCCUUGUCCAGUGUCAGGCUUUGGUUUUAGCUCCAACCAGAGAGCUUGCUCAGCAAAUCGAGAAAGUCAUGAGGGCUCUUGGUGAUUACGUUGGUGUCAAGGUUCAUGCCUGUGUUGGUGGAACAAGUGUCCGUGAGGAUCAGCGUAUCCUCCAAGCUGGUGUCCACGUUGUUGUUGGAACUCCAGGCCGUGUCUUUGACAUGUUGAAGAGGCAAUCUCUCCGUGCUGACCACAUCAAGAUGUUUGUUCUUGAUGAAGCUGAUGAAAUGCUCUCCCGUGGUUUCAAGGACCAGAUCUAUGACAUCUUCCAGCUUCUCCCACCUAAGAUCCAAGUGGGUGUGUUCUCUGCAACAAUGCCACCGGAGGCUCUUGAGAUCACAAGGAAGUUCAUGAGCAAGCCAGUAAGAAUCUUGGUGAAGCGUGACGAGCUCACCCUCGAAGGUAUCAAGCAGUUCUAUGUCAAUGUCGAGAAGGAAGAGUGGAAGCUCGAGACACUCUGCGAUCUCUACGAGACUCUAGCCAUCACUCAGAGUGUCAUCUUUGUGAACACUAGGCGAAAGGUCGACUGGCUGACAGACAAAAUGAGAGGCCGUGACCACACAGUCUCAGCAACUCACGGAGACAUGGACCAGAACACAAGAGACAUCAUCAUGAGAGAGUUCAGGUCUGGCUCAUCCCGUGUGCUCAUCACCACUGACCUCUUGGCUCGUGGUAUCGAUGUCCAGCAAGUCUCUCUGGUUAUCAACUACGAUCUCCCCACUCAGCCAGAGAAUUACCUUCACCGUAUCGGAAGAAGUGGAAGGUUCGGGAGGAAAGGUGUGGCGAUCAAUUUCGUGACCCGUGAUGAUGAGAGAAUGCUGUUUGAUAUUCAGAAGUUCUACAACGUGGUUGUUGAAGAACUGCCUUCGAACGUUGCCGAUCUGCUUUGA
Messenger RNA from Arabis nemorensis, 1239 nucleotides. The record is from the annotation of a GenBank genome assembly. NCBI's taxonomy places the organism in Eukaryota, Viridiplantae, Streptophyta, Magnoliopsida, Brassicales, Brassicaceae.